AUGCCCUCCCUUUUUUCUAGAGAUAAUCCAUCUUACCCAUCAUCCUCUUCAGGUUCAAACACUACUCCAUAUCUUUUCUUUAUCGCCCUAGGAAUCGGCGUGGUUUUUAUUAACAUUUGGGUCAUUAUAGGCGUUCGAUACUACUUUAAACGUCGCAGAAACGCCAUCGAAGCUAACAACUAUAGAAACAACUCAGAACUCGCAUCAAUGUCUUAUGUCUAUCAUCAAGGAAGUGGCCUUUACUACCAUACUCGUGCUCCGGUUCUCUCAAGAAGACUACCAGGUUCAAAUCUUUCUCGAUCACAACAACAACCCCGCAAACUUUUAACACUAGAACAAUUAGAUGAAUUAUGUCCCGUACAAAAAUAUCGCGAAUGGGCUUCUCGACAAAAACAACACGGCUUGCCCACUGAAGGUGGAAUCUCAAAUCAAGCUGCUCAAGCUCUUGAAAAGUCUCUUCAACAACCAUCUAUCGUUACCAAUGAAAUCUCAAUAAAUGAUGAAAAUGAUGAUACCAAAAUAACAAGCAACCAUCAUCCAGAUUCUGAAACUAAAGCCACAGCCAUUGUAGCAACUACUUCUUCAAUCAUUGAAGAUGAAACUGCAGUAGAAGAUGAAGACACUGGAGAUACCUGUGCUAUUUGUAUUGACUCUUUGGAACCAGAUGACGAUAUCCGUGCUCUAGAUUGCCACCAUGUUUUCCACACAGACUGCAUCACUCCUUGGCUGACCACUCGCAGAGCUUUAUGUCCUUUGUGUAAACGUGACUACUACCAGGGUCCUUCAGAAGAAGAACAGCAAUCUCAACAACAACAACAACCACAAGUCUCAUCCCUUAUUACUCCCCCGCCUCCAUCCGCAAGAUUAGCAACAACCUCAGAUCCUAGAUCUAUCUCUCCACCACCUGCUCCUUAUUUCAACACAAGUAAUCGUCGCAGACAAUCUUCAUCUUCAAAUUCUUCUUCUAGUGUCUCUUCUAUCCUUACCAGACCACACACCAUUGGCACUACUGGGGUCAUGUAUGAACCUGAACCAACCCCAAUCUAUGAUGAAAUUAGAUUAGAGGUCCGUGAUCUCAUGGCUCGUAUCCGUAGAGCACGUGAAAACCACCGGUCAACUUCCCGAGAACAAGAUAGCCAAUCACUAGGUACAUCUGAAGUUCCUCGGACUCUUCCUAAUAAUAACAGCUUGGCACGCUCUUCAUCGCCACCGUCGCCUACUACUACUACUACUAAUAAUAAUAAUACUACAACAAGAAGUGGUGGGGGUUGGCGUUUUUGGAGAACUAGACCUGCAGUUGCUGAACAAGUAUAA
Magnusiomyces paraingens is the source of this 1314-nucleotide messenger RNA. RefSeq lists its product as uncharacterized. Gene Ontology annotation, molecular function: ubiquitin protein ligase activity. The transcript has a single exon. Gene Ontology annotation, biological process: ubiquitin-dependent protein catabolic process. Lineage: Eukaryota; Fungi; Ascomycota; Dipodascomycetes; Dipodascales; Dipodascaceae. The record is from RefSeq and is a predicted model, not a curated record. Gene Ontology annotation, cellular component: cytoplasm. The coding region runs from base 1 to 1314 and encodes 437 amino acids.